GGAAUGUUCUACUGAGUUUCGUCUCCACAGCUGGAUUUCAUUUCAUUUCAUUUCUGAAUCAAACCUAAGUGUAAUCAGCUGGACAGAUAGUUUAUCCACACCGGAGCUCCACAGUCCAUCUUUAUCUCAUCUUUCUCGAGGAGGCUGGUGGUAUGAGUGUGUGUGGCAGGAAAGCACUGACCCUGCUGAGCAGUGUGUUUGCAGUGUGUGGCCUGAGCCUGCUGGGCAUAGCUGUUAGCACUGAUUACUGGCUCUACCUAGAAGAGGGCAUCAUCCUUCCCUUCAACCAGAGCACCAGCAUCCACACAUACCUCCAUUCUGGCCUGUGGAGGCUCUGCUUUCUGACAGGAGAGGAGAUGGGCCGCUGCUUCACUAUAGAGUAUGUAAUGCCUAUGAGUGUGCAACUGACCAGUGAAUCGACAGUCAGUGUCCUGAAGUUGAUUCGCACAGCCACCCCCUUCCCUCUGGUCAGCCUCUUCUUCAUGUUCAUCGGCUUUGUGCUCAGUAACCUCGGACACGUUCACCCUCAUCGCACCGUACUGGCCUUCGCUUCGGGAAUCUUCUUCAUCCUCUCAGGACUUUCUCUGGUGGUGGGUCUCGUUCUUUACAUCUCCAGCAUCAAUGACGAGAUGCUGAAUAGAAGUAAAAGUAAUGAGGCCUAUUUUAGCUACAGAUAUGGCUGGUCCUUUGCAUUUGCUGCAGUCUCUUUUCUACUGACAGAGAGUGCAGGCGUCAUGUCAGUCUACCUGUUCACUAAGCGCUACACAGCUGAGGACCUGUACAGGCCGCACACGAGCUGCUACCGGCCGCGUCUCAGCAACUGCUCCGAUCACUCCACCCAGUUCCUGCAGCGGCGGCACAGUCCCUCAGACAUCUCCAGUGAGGCCUCUCUCCAAAUGAACAGCAGCUACCCAGCCCUGCUCAAGAGCCCUGAGUAUGAACAAGUCUCCUCCUCACUCUGCUGAACACAGAUGGAGUGAUGUGAAGGUUGGCAGGUAGACAGGGAGAGAAAUGUCUGACUGGGCGAAUAGAUGGAAAUCAUUUAGAAGAGGUAUUUUUGUUUAUAUAAAUGUAAUGUAGAGACACCACAACUUUAGAGAUGUUUUUUAACAAUUUAAAAUAUAGCUGUUCAUAUGACAUAGCUGUCUUAGUAUUGUUGAUUUCGUAGUGAUGCUGUGAACCGAUGAACCGCUGAAAUGAUUUUUGUCUUGCUCAAAAUUAUUAAGUCUUUUUCACCAGCAGGGGGCAGAAAUGCAUCACUGCUAACCUGCUCUUCCUAACCAACCACAAUGACUGGGUUUAUUUACAACUGAUUAUUGACUGCUUUUACACUGUGGAUAUUUAUGCUGUACAGCCAUAUUAAAUUAAGUAGAAGUUUUAUGACUAUGGCUCUAAUAUCGCAAGCAGGUAAUCAGUAACAGAUGCAGUGUACAGUAAGGCGUCUGCAUUCACUUUCCAGUUCCAUCUGCUCAUCUUCAUAACGAGUCUCUCUGAAAGAUCUGUGAAGUUGUUCUUCUGUAUGACAGAAGUGUAGUGAUAGGGCAUCAAAUCAACAGCAGAAAACAGUAGGUCCUUUAUACUUUAGUCAAGUUUGUGUAAGAUGUUUAUGAAAGUAAACUGUAUGAAACUACAAAUUCCUGCUAGAUUUAAAAAUCUUCUGGUGACCCUGAAGUUUACGAAUCGUCUAUAAACAUCGAAAAAGUUUUUUAAGUUACAGCAAUUAUCCACAUCCCCAAAACAUCAUAGACAGGUGAUAGAAAAGGUGGAUUUGGUGUAAAUUAGUUGAAAAGUAAAUGGUUUGACAUGAGAAUUUAGAUAAAAGAAGAAAACUACACUGUACAUGAGUACAGCACAUCAUUUAGGAAACUGAACUGGUGACCGGUCAUGGACUGGAUGUCUCUAAAAUCGAUGCGGAAAAGCCAAGAGGAGAUGUCGUUAGAAAAGAAGACUUAUCUAACGACAAGUGACUUAGAAAAGAGAUUAUGGCACGCUAUGGAUUUUACAGAUUUUAUGGCUCAUUGAUCGGUCAGAUCGCAUAUCACUCUUUGAAAUGUGCCAGUACCAAGAAACCCAAACACUGAUAAACUUGGAUAUGAUAAGGAUUAGCACACAGUUGUUUACUCCAAUUAUUCCUGCCUCUAAAGUGUUGAAGAACCGAUUUAUAAGCCAGCUUUCAUCCUGUGCUAAAAUACAAAAACAAAAACAAAAAAAAAACAUACCAUGCACUAAAUAUCUCUAAAUGUGUUCACUGCCAGACUUAGCAUGUGCUAUAGAGUAUAUUCCUGCCUCAUUCAAUACAGUGCCAUUUCU
Messenger RNA from Tachysurus vachellii, 2310 nucleotides. Its product is annotated as voltage-dependent calcium channel gamma-5 subunit-like. The transcript has 6 exons. Gene Ontology annotation, biological process: neurotransmitter receptor internalization; neurotransmitter receptor transport, postsynaptic endosome to lysosome; transmission of nerve impulse. Gene Ontology annotation, molecular function: channel regulator activity; voltage-gated calcium channel activity. The record is from RefSeq and is a predicted model, not a curated record. NCBI's taxonomy places the organism in Eukaryota, Metazoa, Chordata, Actinopteri, Siluriformes, Bagridae. The coding region runs from base 153 to 965 and encodes 270 amino acids. Gene Ontology annotation, cellular component: AMPA glutamate receptor complex; postsynaptic density membrane.